AUGCGAGAAUUGACCGACAUUGCUCUCCAACAACUAUACUGGGCUUGUCGAAGAAGAACCGGCUUUCCGGGAGACAUCCCAGACGAGUCGAAAGGAGAGGUCUCAACGGAUGACAUCUUGAAGGGGCUGGGCCUGAUGAAGCCCGAGUUCGACGAGCUGAAUUUUCCAAAGGAGACAGAACCAUUGGUGCACAACACCUACAACGGCGUACGGCAGGUGCCGCAGAGAUGGUUCCACGCCAUCACUCCGCGGGAUGACACCGACGACAUGGAGAAGCAGUCCGUCGUGUCGACCGGAUCGGCGUCCAGCAGCAGCCCUCAAGCAGCCAACGAACCGGUGCAAACAACCAUCACCACCAACACUAACACCAACACCAACACCAAUACCCACCUACCCUCAGAAUCCGACGUUGUUCGCACACCGCCGUCCGAGGAGAUUAACAUGAAGGCCCAGUUUGAGCUGGCAUCUUCGCUCUCGCCCGCACCUCGAUCGGAGCGCGCCAAGAAUCGGACGCGCUCUCAGGACGAACCCCUUUUUAACACCCAGGCGCACGUCAUGGAACCGCACCUAGACGUCGAUGCUUUCGUCGACAUGAGUCUCUGCACGUCCCCCACGCUGCAACCACACCCUCCAUACUAUGGCCAGUCCACCAUGUCCUUCAGCAUGCCGGAGAUGGCUCUGCUGCCGCAAUUGCCGCCGGAGCAACAGGCCCAGCAGCCUUCCCGCGAUCUCGUAUACAACAGCUACCUGUCGACGUGGCCCGGGCUUGUGGUUACCGGUCAUCGAUCGUCGGCGCCUGGGUGA
Molecule: messenger RNA, 804 nt
Organism: Cladophialophora psammophila CBS 110553
Lineage: Eukaryota; Fungi; Ascomycota; Eurotiomycetes; Chaetothyriales; Herpotrichiellaceae
Exons: 1
Coding region: 1-804 (267 amino acids)
Source: RefSeq, a predicted model, not a curated record